AUGGGGGAGAGCAGCUCCGAUAAGCGGUGGGACUUCCUGCAGGACUAUGUGCUGAAGACCAUGAAGCUUAAGGCUGAUCGCUGGCAGAAGUGUGUGGGCACAGAGGAGUACCGGCUGACGAUCCAGGAGUUCCUGGACAGCAGCGAGCGGCUGGUCCUUGUGGUCUCCCUCAGCCAGGCCGGCCUGCUAAUGCCCAGCCUAGACUUCCCUAACGUUAGCAAGAACAAAGCCGUCUUCUUCGUCAAGCGCCGCAAGGACAAGCUGAACACGGACUCCAUGAAGACGAACUUGGUGUUUGGCGACCUGGCUUCCAGUCCUCUCGAACAGUUCUCAGCUCUGGUCGACGAGGUGGUAGUGCCGGUUUUGGCCAAUAGAAGGAAUCACAACCAGUGGCCACAGGUUGUGUCCCAAGAUGUCGUGCGCCAUGUCCACAACCUGAGGAGCAAAAUCUUUGUCAUCAUGGGGCAAGUGCAGGGAAAAACUCUGCUGCCUCUGCCAGCAGGAGCAGAGAAAGCUGCUACUGUUUUGCACAAAAAUGGUGAUAAUGUAGAUAAAGGAAUUGCACAUGUUGUAGAAUCGAUUAUAAUUGAUUGGAGCCACCAGGUCAAUGAGGUGCUUAAGAGGGACUCAUCUGAACCUUUGCUUGCUGGCCACAAUCCCAACCCAAAUGUGGAACUGGAGUUCUGGAAAAACAGGUGCAGUAAUCUGAAAUGUAUUUAUGAUCAACUGAGAUCUAGAAAAGUAAGAAAGAUGGUGGAGCUUCUGGAGAGGAUGGAAAGCAGCUAUUUUCCAGUAUUUAAAACAAUGUUUAGUGAUGUUGUUGCAGCUCUGACAGAAGCAAGGGAUAUUAACGUGCAUUUGAAGCCACUCCAGCGCCAUUUUGAGGAUAUUGAGAAUGCAGAAUUCACUGAGCUGAAGCCCUUGCUUAGCUGCUUCAUGCAUGUAGUGUGCCUGAUCUGGACCAGAUCUAAGUACUACAACACUCCAGCACGUAUCAUAGUCCUUCUGCAGGAGACCUGCAACCUUCUUAUUCAGCAGGCUCAUGCUUAUGUCAACCCAGAGGACAUCCUGAAGGGUGAAGUGGAUGAGAGUUUGAGCAAAGUGCGGGAAACCGUUGACGUCCUUUGCUUUUUCAAGCAUGUUUUUGAUGAAAAGCGUGAAAGUAUGCCAAGUUAUUAUAAGGAAGGUGAGAAUGUGAAAGAGUGGGACUUUAACUCUCUGCUGAUCUUUGCCCGAAUGAACUGCUACCUCAAGAGACUUGAACAGAUCGAGGAUUUCUUGGUGACAGCGCAAGAUAUAUUUAAAUUAGAAAAAAUUGAGUUUGGAGGGAUGCGGGGCAAGUCGUUAAGCCAGCAGGUGGCGCAAAUGUAUGAGGAAUUCCAGGAAACGUACAAAGUGUUCACAGAUCAUACCUACGACUGUUUGGAUCCUGGUAACAAGGAAUUUGAAGCAGAUUUUUUGAAUUACAAGCAAAAAAUUGAGGAUAUUGAUCGACGGUUGGCAGCCAUUUUCUGUCAGGCUUUCGAUGAUGCCUUUGGUUUGGAGCAUGCAUUGAAGUUACUGGAAAUGUUUGGCAGCCUCCUUGAACGGCCCGUAAUAGCAGCUGCCGCUUGUGAUAAAUACUCUCGCCUCAUGGUGAUGUUCAUUAAGGACCUGGAUGAUGCUAAACACAUUUAUAACAAGCACAUGCAAGAAGUAGAAUUAGGUGGUCCAUCAUUGAACAAGAACAUGCCAAUUGUAGGCGGUGGCUUACACUGGACUCAAGAAUUAAGGGAGCGCAUUCGAGUUCCAUUUAAUAAUUUCAAACAAGUCACGCAGCUGCAGAUGGACUCCACAGAAGGUAAAAGAAUGAUUCAGAUGUAUCAGGAGAUGAUGGAACUUUUGGAUCAGUAUGAAGCAAAGCUGUAUUUAGAGUGGUCCAAAACUGUAUCUGAAAAAUCUCAAUAUAAUCUAACUCAACCUCUCCUCAAACGAGACCCAGAAACAAAACUGAUCUCAGUUAAUUUUGAGCCGCAGCUUGUCUCAGUAUUACGAGAGGUUAGAUAUUUAGAGACACAACAUGUUGAGAAGAUUCCCAAAACUGCAGUUGAAAUAUAUGCCUCAAAAGAAUCCUACCACCAGUAUGUGGCAACCUUGGAGCUGACUGCCAGUUGGUACAACAAAAUCCUAAAGUCUGUCCUUGGGGUGGAAUUUCCGCUCAUAGAGGAGCAGGUACAACAGAUUGACUGUAAAAUGAAGGAGGCAGAAGAAUUACUGAACUGGAAGAGUGAAGGCAUCUGGGAUUAUAUCCAAAAAGUUCGGGAUAUGGUUCAAGACUUGGAGAACCGAUUGCAGAAAGCAAAAGACAACCUAGGUGCCAUACAGGAUAUUAUGAAGGCAUGGGUAUCUCCUGUUUUUGAAAGAAAGGAAGGGAAAAAAGAUACACUCCUCAGUCUCGAUGACAAGAAUGAAAGACUUGAGAAACGCUACAGUUUUAUUAAGCAAACUGGUGAAAAAAUACGCUUAUUGGUGAAGGACAACCUGAAUCUCUUCCAAGCUGAUGUGACUUCAAAGAUUUGGAAGGCAUAUGUUGACUAUGUUGAUGAAAUGGUUAUUGAUGGUUUCUUCAAUGCUAUUGAAGCCUCCCUGAAUUAUCUUGUAGAUAACACUGAACCUAAAGCUGGUCUUGCACCGCUGUUUGAAGCCCAGUUGGACCUAGUUUCCCCAGAUUUGGUCUUCCACCCAUCUCUUGAGAUAGGCAGUGGUGACAGUUUCUAUGACCUGGUGGAUGGAUUGAUCAAUGAUAUUUUCAAUAUUUCAUCUUUGGUACCCAGACUGGCAGAACACACCACUUAUCCUCACUAUCAGGCUGAUAUGGAAGACAUGGCAGACUUGGCAGACAUGCGACAGCAUUUAAUGGACAGUGUUCGGCACGUGAUGGGAAAAUGCUGUGAGUAUCGAAACUCCUUUGACCAGUAUGCGUACCUUUGGGUGGACGACCGUAAGGAAUUUAUGCGCCAGUUCCUUCUGUAUGGGCACGUUCUCACUGCUGAGGAAAUUGAGGCCCAUGGGGAGGAUGGUGUUCCAGAGAGCCCCCCAACGCUCCAGCAGUACAAGGAACAGAUGGACUCCUAUGAAAAGAUCUACGAAGAGGUGAACUCUCUGGAGCCCAUUAAUGUUUUCGAUGUUUGGAUGCAAAUUGAUGGCAGGCCUUUCAAGUCUGCCUUGUUGAAUAUCAUCAAGAAGUGGAGCCUCAUGUUCAAACAGCACCUCAUUGACCAUGUAACACACAGUUUGGCUGAUCUCAAUGAGUUUAUUAAAAUAACAGAAGGAGGUUUAUGUCAGAAGGUUGAAGAAGGUGACUUCAGUGGUUUGGUUGGUGUAAUGGGUCACCUGAUGGCUGUAAAAGACAGACAGGUUUCGACAGAUGCAAUGUUUGAGCCUAUAAAACAAACAAUAGAACUUUUGAAGGCCUAUGAACAGGAAUUACCCGAUGAAGUCCACAAGCAACUGGAGGAGCUACCAGAGAAGUGGAGCAAUACUAAGAAACUAGCAGUGACAACAAAGCAACAUGUGGCUCCCCUUCAGGCCAAUGAAGUCACAAUUAUUCGCAAGAAAUGUGCCAGUUUUGAUGUGGAGCAACACAAGUUCCGAGAGCAAUUUCGCAAAAAUGCACCAUUCAGGUUUGAUAGUGUACAAGCCUACCAAAUACUGGAUGUUGUCCACUCUCAGAUCAGCCAGAUGGAAACAACAAUGGGCACCAUUAAUGAGUCUGCCAGUUUAUUUGAGGUCAACGUACCAGACUAUAAGCAAUUAAAACAAUGUAGAAAAGAAGUACAUCUUUUGAAACAACUGUGGGAUAUGAUUUUUAUGGUACAUUCAAGCAUCGAUGAUUGGAAGACGACAAAGUGGAGAGAAAUCAAUGUUGAAAACAUGGAUCUAGAAUGUAAAAAGUUUGCUAAAGAUAUCCGUGCCUUAGAUAAAGAAGUGCGGGCAUGGGACGCUUUCACUGGAUUGGACAGCACAGUAAAGAAUAUUUUAACUUCAUUAAGGGCUGUAGCUGAACUUCAGAAUCCAGCUAUUCGUGAUAGACAUUGGUAUCAACUAAUGCAAGCUACAAAUGUAACAUUUACAAUGGAUGAUAGCACAACUCUAGCUGACCUCUUGAAACUGAAUCUGCACAACUUUGAAGAAGAGGUUUGUGGAAUUGUUGACAAGGCUGUAAAAGAAAUGGGCAUGGAAAAGGUAUUGAAGGAGUUGAAUGCCACCUGGAGCACUAUGGAAUUUCAGUAUGAACAUCACUCACGCACUUCUGUCCCAUUGCUCAAAUCAGAUGAGGAGCUUAUUGAGACCCUGGAGGACAACCAGGUCCAGCUGCAGAACUUAAUGACGUCCAAGUAUAUUGCUUUCUUUUUGGAAGAGGUAUCCUGCUGGCAGAAGAAGCUGUCUAUCGCCGACUCUGUAAUAUCAGUUUGGUUUGAGGUGCAACGAACGUGGUCACAUCUUGAAAGCAUCUUCAUUGGGUCUGAAGAUAUUCGCUCUCAGUUGCCUGAGGAUUCCAAACGCUUCGAUAGCAUUGAUAAAGACUUUAAAGAACUGGCAUGGGAUGCUGAGAGAACUCCAAAUGUAGUGGAAGCCACUAACAAACCAGGAUUGUGUGAAAAGCUUGAAGACAUCCAAGUGAGACUGGCACUCUGUGAAAAAGCUCUGGCUGAAUAUCUUGACACCAAAAGACUGGCCUUCCCCAGGUUCUAUUUUAUUUCCUCUGCUGAUUUGUUGGAUAUUCUAUCCAAUGGGACCAACCCUCAUCAGGUUCAACGUCAUUUGUCUAAACUAUUUGACAACAUGGCCAACAUGAAAUUCCAGACAGAGGGUGAUAAUAAGCCAACUAAAAUGGCCUUGGGGAUGUACAGCAAGGAGGAUGAAUACGUAAACUUCAAAGAGCCAUGUGACUGCAAUGGGCAGGUUGAGACUUGGUUGAAUCGCGUGCUUGAAACCAUGAAAGAUACAGUGAGGCAUGAAAUGACUGAGGCUGUUGUGGUUUAUGAAGAGAAGCCAAGAGAUCAGUGGCUGUUUGAUUAUCCAGCUCAGGUAGCACUUACUUGCACUCAGAUUUGGUGGACUACAGAGGUUGGGAUUUCCUUUGCCAGACUGGAAGAAGGGUAUGAAAACGCCAUUAAGGACUAUUACAAAAAGCAAGUUAAUCAGCUGAAUACACUUAUCACCAUGCUAAUUGGUCAGCUCUCGAAGGGGGAUCGGCAGAAGAUCAUGACCAUCUGUACCAUCGAUGUCCAUGCACGAGAUGUUGUUGCAAAGAUAAUUGCUCAGAAGGUUGAAAACUCUCAAGCUUUUGUCUGGCUCUCUCAGCUUCGGCAUCGCUGGGAUGAUGAAAAGAAACACUGUUUCGCCAACAUUUGUGAUGCCCAAUUUUUGUAUUCCUAUGAAUAUUUGGGCAACACUCCUCGACUGGUAAUUACACCACUGACAGACAGAUGUUACAUCACGUUGACUCAGUCAUUGCAUCUAACAAUGAGUGGAGCUCCUGCUGGACCUGCUGGCACAGGAAAGACUGAAACCACUAAAGAUUUAGGCCGAGCCCUAGGGAUUAUGGUCUAUGUAUUCAACUGCUCUGAGCAGAUGGAUUAUAAGUCAUGUGGCAAUAUCUACAAGGGUCUAGCACAGACAGGAGCCUGGGGUUGUUUUGAUGAGUUCAACAGGAUUUCUGUUGAGGUUUUAUCUGUUGUUGCUGUGCAGGUGAAAUCGAUUCAAGAUGCAAUCCGAGACAAAAAAUCCCGUUUCAACUUCAUGGGUGAAGAGAUUAAUCUGACCCUGUCUGUUGGGAUCUUUAUCACAAUGAAUCCUGGAUAUGCAGGACGCACAGAACUACCUGAGAAUCUGAAGGCCCUGUUCCGACCUUGUGCCAUGGUGGUCCCAGACUUCGAAUUGAUUUGUGAAAUCAUGUUGGUUGCUGAAGGUUUCAUUGAAGCUAGGCUGUUAGCUAGGAAGUUCCUCACCCUGUAUCAGCUUUGUAAAGAAUUGCUUUCCAAACAGGAUCACUAUGACUGGGGACUUCGUGCUAUCAAAUCUGUGCUUGUUGUGGCUGGUUCACUGAAAAGAGGUGACCCAGAACGCCCUGAAGACCAGGUCCUGAUGAGGGCCCUUCGGGAUUUUAACAUACCGAAGAUAGUCACUGAUGACGUGCCUAUUUUCAUGGGUCUGAUCAGUGAUCUCUUCCCUGCACUGGAUGUCCCUCGAAAGAGAAAUCUUCAGUUUGAAGGGCAUGUGAAGCAGUCUGUUGUAGACCUUAAACUGCAGCCUGAAGACAAUUUCAUUUUAAAAGUUGUUCAGUUGGAAGAGAUGCUUGAAGUGAGGCAUUCUGUGUUUGUUGUGGGAAAUGCUGGAACUGGCAAAACUCAGGUCCUGAAAUCCUUGUUCAAGACUUACCAGAACAUGAAACGACGACCAGUCUGGGCGGAUCUUAAUCCCAAGGCUGUCACCAAUGAUGAGCUCUUUGGAAUCAUCAACCCAGCAACCAGAGAAUGGAAAGAUGGGCUAUUUUCAAAUAUUAUGCGUGAACUAGCAAACAUCACCCAUGAUGGUCCUAAGUGGAUCGUGCUAGAUGGUGACAUUGAUCCUAUGUGGAUCGAAUCUCUAAACACUGUCAUGGAUGAUAAUAAGGUUUUGACUCUGGCCAGCAAUGAACGGAUCCCUCUCAACCCCACUAUGAGGCUUCUGUUUGAAAUUAGUCACUUGCGGACUGCUACACCUGCUACAGUAUCUAGGGCAGGGAUCUUAUACAUUAACCCUGCUGACCUUGGAUGGAAUCCUCCAGUUAGUAGCUGGAUUGAUAAGCGGGAGAUCCAGUCAGAGAAAGCAAAUCUAACCAUUUUGUUUGAUAAGUACCUACCUUUGUGCCUGGACACCCUUAGGACAAGGUUUAAGAAGAUCAUCCCCGUUCCAGAACAGAGCAUGGUCCAGAUGCUUUGCUAUUUGCUGGAGUGUUUGCUGACUAAAGAAAAUACACCUGCAGACUCCCCCAAGGAACUCUAUGAACUCUAUUUCAUUUUUGCCACAAUCUGGGCCUUUGGUGGUGCUUUAUUUCAAGACCAGCUUAUUGAUUACAGAGUGGAGUUCAGUAAGUGGUGGUCUUCAGAGUUCAAGACCAUCAAAUUUCCAUCACAAGGUACAGUUUUUGACUACUAUAUUGACACGGAGACAAAGAAGUUUGAGCCUUGGUCAAAACUUAUUCCCAAAUUUGGUCUUGAUCCUGAUAUCCCUCUUCAGGCUUGUCUGGUGCAUACAGUAGAAACGAUUCGCAUCCGCUAUUUCAUGGACAGGCUGCUGGAUAGACGCCGGCCUGUCAUGCUUGUUGGGAAUGCUGGGACAGGUAAAUCUGUGCUGGUGGGUGAGAAACUUGGGUCACUGGAUCCCGAUGAGCAUAUGGUGAAGAAUGUGCCAUUUAACUACUACACUACAUCUGCCAUGCUGCAAGCUGUACUGGAAAAGCCUCUUGAGAAGAAGGCUGGCAGGAACUACGGGCCACCUGGCACAAAGAAACUGGUCUACUUCAUUGAUGACAUGAACAUGCCUGAAGUUGACACUUAUGGCACUGUUCAACCACACACACUUAUCAGGCAACAUUUGGACUACGGUCACUGGUAUGACCGAACUAAGCUCACACUCAAAGAGAUUCAUAAGGUGCAGUAUGUGUCGUGCAUGAAUCCCACAGCUGGCAGUUUCACCAUAAACCCUCGCCUACAGCGCCACUUCUGUGUGUUUGCUCUAUCAUUUCCCAGCACGGAUGCACUUGCUACAAUCUACAGUACCAUUCUUAGCCAGCACCUCAAAAUUAAUAACUUUGCCGUGGUUUUGCAAAAAUCGACACACCAGCUAAUCAGUCUGGCACUUGCCUUGCACAAUAAGGUGGCUUCUACGUUCUUGCCAACAGCCAUCAAAUUUCAUUACAUCUUUAACCUGCGUGAUCUGUCCAAUAUCUUUCAGGGUAUUCUCUUCAGUACACCUGACUGUCUGAAAACACCUCAAGAUUUGGUCACGUUAUACCAGCAUGAGUCUAAUCGCGUCUACAGGGAUAAGAUGAUGGAUGAAAAAGACUUCAGUGUCUUUGAUAAAAUCCAGACAGAAUUGGUGAAGAAGUUCUUUGAUGACAUGGAGGAGAGCCUGGAGCAGGCUAAAAUUAUGAACAUGUACUGCCACUUUUCUGGUGGGAUUGGGGAACCCAAGUACAUGCCCGUACAGAACUGGGAUUCCUUGAACAAAAUCUUGAUGGAAACGCUGGAUAAUUACAAUGAAGUAAACGCUGCAAUGAGCUUAGUUCUUUUUGAGGACGCCAUGAGUCACAUCUGCCGGAUUAACCGGAUUUUGGAGUUUCCCAGAGGGAAUGCACUUCUUGUUGGUGUUGGGGGAAGUGGCAAACAGAGUCUUACGAGGCUUGCUGCCUACAUCAGUUCAUUAGAAGUCUUCCAGAUCACUUUAAGAAAAGGCUAUGGCAUUCCUGAUUUGAAGGUUGACCUUGCUAACCUGUGCUUAAAGGCUGGAGUCAAGAAUAUUGGCACCGUUUUCUUAAUGACGGAUGCUCAAGUUGCUGAUGAAAAGUUUCUGGUACUUGUGAAUGACCUGCUGGCAUCAGGUGAAAUCCCUGACCUAUUCCCUGACGAUGAAGUGGAAAAUAUCAUCAGUGGUGUACGGAAUGAAGUCAAAGGACAAGGUUUGAUGGACACUAGAGAGAACUGCUGGAAGUUCUUUAUCGAUCGUGUCAGGAAGCAACUGAAGGUAGCUUUGUGUUUCUCACCGGUUGGUAACAAACUGCGGGUUCGCAGUAGGAAGUUCCCCGCUGUCGUCAACUGCACUGCAAUAGACUGGUUUCAUGAGUGGCCCAAGGAAGCUUUGGAGUCUGUCAGCCUGCGCUUCCUACAGGAGACCGACAAUGUUGAUCCUUCAAUUCAAGAAUCUGUAAGCAAGUUUAUGGCAUAUGUGCACACCAGUGUCAAUGAAACAUCCAAGUCCUAUUUAAUUAAUGAACGACGAUAUAAUUAUACUACACCCAAGUCAUUCCUAGAACAAAUCAAGCUGUAUCAAAACCUGCUAGCUAAGAAGAGUAAAGAGCUUACGGCCAAGAUGGAGCGUCUGGAGAAUGGACUGCAGAAGCUAAACAGCACCUCAGCGCAGGUGGAUGAUCUCAAAGCUAAACUGGCUGCUCAGGAAGUUGAGUUAAAGCAGAAGAAUGAGGAUGCUGACAAGCUGAUUGAAGUCGUUGGGGUUGAAACAGAGAAAGUAAGCAAAGAAAAAGCCAUUGCAGAUGAGGAAGAACAAAAGGUUGCUGUCAUUGCUCAGGAAGUUACCCGGACACAGAAAGACUGUGAAGAGGAUUUAGCAAAAGCCGAGCCUGCUCUUUUAGCAGCUCAGGAUGCCCUUAAUACUCUGAAUAAGAAUAAUCUGACUGAGUUGAAGUCGUUUGGUUCUCCCCCCUCUGCAGUGACUAAUGUCACAGCUGCUGUUCUGGUUCUUACAGCAGUCAAAGGCAAGAUACCCAAAGACCGUAGCUGGAAGGCAGCAAAGGUGAUGAUGGCAAAGGUGGAUGCUUUUCUUGAGUCUCUGAUCACCUUCAAUAAAGAAAACAUCCAUGAGAGCUGCCUUAAAGCUAUUCAGCCAUACUUGCAUGAUCCUGAAUUCAACCCAGAAUUUAUUGCAUCCAAAUCCCUAGCCGCUGCUGGUCUUUGCUCCUGGGUUAUCAACAUUGUGAAGUUUUAUGAGGUCUAUUGUGAUGUGGAGCCUAAACGUCAAGCCUUAAAUAAAGCCAAUGCAGAAUUAGCUGCUGCCCAGGAGAAGCUGACAGUCAUAAAAGCCAAGAUAAAUCAACUAAAUGAAAAUCUAGCCAAACUAACAGCAAAAUUUGAACAGGCCACUUCAGAUAAGCUGAAAUGUCAGCAGGAGGCUGAACUGACUGCGCGGACCAUCGGCCUGGCUAAUCGACUGGUUGGUGGUCUGGCUUCAGAAAAUGUGCGUUGGGCAGAAGCUGUGUGUAACUUCAAGCAACAGGAGAGCAUGCUCUGUGGGGAUGUGCUCCUCAUCACUGCUUUCGUCUCCUACCUUGGCUAUUUUACCAAGAAGUAUAGACAAGAUUUAAUGGAAGGAAUGUGGAAACCAUAUCUUGAGCAGCUCAAAGUUCCAAUCCCAGUGACCGCUGGCUUGGAUCCAUUGACAAUGCUUACGGAUGAUGCAGACAUUGCAGCCUGGCAGAAUGAGAGCCUCCCUGCAGAUAGGAUGUCCACAGAGAAUGCUACAAUCUUGACCAAUUGUGAACGCUGGCCACUUAUGAUCGACCCCCAGUUGCAAGGUAUCAAAUGGAUUAAAAACAAGUAUGGUGAAGACCUCAGAGUUGUGAGGAUUGGCCAGAGAGGUUAUCUCGAUAUCAUGGAACAUGCCCUUGGAGCAGGUGAAGUAGUCCUAAUUGAAAACCUUGAAGAGACAGUGGAUCAUGUGCUGGGACCUUUGCUGGGCAGAGAAACUAUUAAGAAGGGCAGGUGCAUCAAAAUUGGAGACAAGGAAUGUGAAUACAAUUCCAACUUUCGUCUUAUUCUUCACACAAAGCUGGCAAACCCCCAUUAUCAACCUGAGAUGCAAGCCCAAUGUACUCUCAUUAAUUUCACCGUUACUAGAGAUGGCUUAGAGGACCAACUUCUAGCUGCCGUAGUCAGUAUGGAGAGACCAGACCUGGAAGAGCUGAAGUCCAAUCUAACAAAGCAGCAAAAUGGCUUUAAAAUCACCUUGAAGACCUUGGAGGACAACCUACUUUCCCGCCUUUCCUCUGCUUCUGGAAACUUCCUCGGAGACACAGCCUUGGUAGAAAAUUUGGAGACUACCAAAAGGACUGCUGCAGAGAUUGAAGAAAAGGUGAAGGAGGCCAAGGUAACGGAGCUUAAGAUCAAUGAGGCCCGUGAGCAUUACCGUCUUGCUGCAGGCCGUGCGUCUCUCUUGUACUUCAUAAUGAACGACCUCAAUAAAAUCCAUCCUAUGUACCAGUUCUCUUUGAAGGCUUUUAAUGUCGUAUUCCAAAUGGCUGUAAAAAGGGCACCCACUGAUGAAGUCCUCAAGCAGAGGGUUGCCCACCUGAUUGACAGCAUCACUUUUUCCGUGUUUCAAUACACAACAAGAGGCUUGUUUGAAUGUGAUAAGCUGAUCUAUACGGCUCAGGUUACCUUCCAGAUACUUCUGACUAAUAAAGAAAUUAAUCCAAAGGAGCUAGACUUCCUGCUUCGUUUUCCAGCCCAGCCUGGUGUAUCUACCCCUGUGGAUUUCCUUUCCAACCAGUCGUGGGGUGGCAUUAAGGCUCUAGCAUCUAUGGAGGAGUUUCGAAACCUUGACCGUGAUAUUGAAGGCUCUGCCAAACGAUGGAAGAAGUUUGUGGAGUGUGAAUGUCCAGAGAAAGAGAAGUUUCCACAGGAGUGGAAAAACAAAACAACUUUGCAGCAGUUGUGUAUGAUGAGGGCACUGCGUGCUGACCGAAUGACCUAUGCAGUCCGUGAUUUUGUUGAAGAAAAAUUGGGCAGCAAGUAUGUCGUGGGGAGGUCACUGGAUUUUGCAACAUCCUUCGAUGAAUCUGGACCGGCCAUACCGAUGUUUUUUAUCCUUUCUCCUGGUGUUGAUCCACUCAAGGAUGUAGAAAGACACGGCAAAAAGCUGGGUUUUACAUUUGACAACAGGAACUUCCACAAUGUCUCACUCGGACAGGGUCAGGAAGUGGUAGCCGAGCAUGCUCUUGACCUGGCAGCCAAAGAGGGCCACUGGGUUAUUUUACAGAAUAUCCAUCUAGUUGCAAAGUGGCUCAACAGCCUGGAGAAGAAAAUGGAGCAACACAGUGAGAACAGCCAUGAAAACUUCCGUGUCUUUAUUAGUGCUGAGCCCGCCCCCUCACCUGAUGGCCACAUUAUCCCUCAAGGUAUCUUGGAGAACUCAAUCAAAAUCACCAACGAGCCCCCAACAGGAAUGCAUGCUAACUUGCACAAGGCUUUGGACAACUUCAGUCAGGACACAUUGGAAAUGUGUGCACGAGAGAAUGAAUUUAAGAGCAUUCUCUUUGCUCUUUGCUACUUUCAUGCAGUUGUAGCAGAGAGGCGUAAAUUUGGACCACAGGGUUGGAACCGAUCUUAUCCAUUCAACACCGGAGAUCUCACCAUCUCAGUUAAUGUUCUGUACAACUACCUGGAGGCAAAUGCAAAGGUCCCCUAUGAUGACUUACGCUAUCUGUUUGGUGAAAUUAUGUAUGGAGGGCAUAUCACAGAUGACUGGGAUAGGCGGCUAUGCAGAACAUACUUGGAGGAGUUUAUUAAGCCAGAGAUGAUGGAAGGAGAAGUAUUAUUGGCAGCAGGAUUCCCGCUCCCUCCAAACUUGGACUACAAUGGCUACCACCAGUAUAUCGACGACAUGCUUCCACCUGAGUCCCCCUACCUAUAUGGUCUCCAUCCCAAUGCAGAGAUUGGGUUCCUCACGUUAACAUCAGAAAAGCUCUUCCGGACAGUGCUGGAAAUGCAGCCCAGGGACAGCAGUGGUGGAGAGGGCGGAAGUAUUACACGAGAAGAAAAGGUAAAGGCCACUUUGGAUGAGAUCAUGGAAAAGUUACCAGAUGAGUUUAAUGUCCCAGAACUGAUGAGUAAAGCAGAGGAGCGGACACCUUACAUCCUGGUGGCUUUUCAGGAGUGCGAGCGAAUGAACAUUCUUACUUCAGAGAUGAAACGCUCACUGAAGGAGCUGGACUUGGGACAGAAGGGUGAACUGACUAUGACUAGUGACAUGGAGAAUUUGCAGAAUGCUAUCUUCUUUGACCAACUACCAGAUUCUUGGAAUAAACGAGCCUACCCAUCAAUGGCUGGGCUAGCCAAUUGGUUUGUUGACCUCCUUUGUCGUAUUAAGGAACUGGAAACGUGGACAUCUGACUUUGCCCUCCCUUCUGCAGUAUGGCUUGCUGGCUUUUUCAAUCCACAGUCUUUCCUCACAGCCAUAAUGCAGUCUAUGGCACGGAAGAAUGAGUGGCCUUUAGACAAGAUGUGUCUUCAGUGUGAUGUUACCAAGAAAAACCGCGAGGAUUGUAGCAGCCCCCCUCGUGAAGGUGCCUAUGUACAUGGCCUGUUUAUGGAGGGAGCCCGCUGGGAUUCACAGGCUGGAAUUAUUACAGAUGCCCGUUUGAAGGAACUGACCCCAACAAUGCCAGUGAUUUUCAUCAAAGCUAUUCCUGUAGACAAGCAGGACUCUCGGAAUGUGUAUCCCUGUCCAGUUUAUAAAACACGUCUUCGAGGCCCUACGUUUGUCUGGACUUUUAAUUUGAAAACCAAGGAAAAGUCAUCCAAAUGGGUGUUGGCUGGAGUUUCACUCCUCCUGCAGAUUUAAGCCAAGAGUUUGCACAUUUGUUAUAGAAUAACUAGACAGAAAAAUACUCAUACAAUCUGAUAUAGAUCACUUAUUUUAGUACAAAGAUUAAAUUGAUUUUUUUUUUAGGUAUAAUAGUUAAUCUAUUUCUUUUAAUGUAAAAAUUCACUAAUAGAGAAUGUUGCUUUGUAAACUAGAGACAAAACGUUGCACUGAAUUUGUGAUUUCCCAGUCUGAAUCAUGCACAAAUAUAACUUGAUGCUGCAGAAGUGUAUUUUGUUACAUGUCACCAGAAAUGUCUUUUUCUCUUA
Molecule: messenger RNA, 13670 nt
Organism: Mobula hypostoma (lesser devil ray)
Lineage: Eukaryota; Metazoa; Chordata; Chondrichthyes; Myliobatiformes; Myliobatidae
Gene: dnah9
Product: dynein, axonemal, heavy chain 9
Exons: 69
Coding region: 1-13380 (4459 amino acids)
Biological process (GO): microtubule-based movement
Cellular component (GO): dynein complex
Molecular function (GO): ATP binding; minus-end-directed microtubule motor activity; dynein intermediate chain binding
Source: RefSeq, a predicted model, not a curated record